This is a messenger RNA of Cetraspora pellucida, 195 nucleotides long. Lineage: Eukaryota; Fungi; Glomeromycota; Glomeromycetes; Diversisporales; Gigasporaceae. The record is from the annotation of a GenBank genome assembly.
AUGCAAGCUGAAUAUAGUACUCCAAUUCCUCCUUCAUAUAAUGAUGAUGAAGAUGAUGAAGAUAACACCACAGACAAGAAUGAUUUAGAAGAGAAGGAUGAUAAUCGACUAAAUAUGAAUAAAAGAGAAAAUUUAGAAUUGGAAUUGCAAAACAAAAUUAAUGAAAUGAAUAAUUGGAUUUUACGAGAAUUCUGA